AUGACAAAACGAAAUUGGGAAAGUAUGCAACAGGAUAUGUUUAACAAUUCUUCUAGCAGUUCUAACCAACUGAGUAUCCCUCAUACAGACCCCUUCCCAGAGAAAGUGGUCAUAUCGUCUGAAAUAAACCGCGAUAGCCUGUCCACUGCAGCCCAGCAAAUUAUUGAUGAUUUAAACGCUAAAAGGAAACAAGACACACAGUUGCUGAUAGAUCUCAAAAAGGCAUUGGAGAAACAGACAGAGAAAGUGUACAAAGCAACCGAACAACAUUUAUUUGCCGUGUAUGAUAAACAAGGCAAGAUCGUCCAGGACAAGAUACAACAGCUAUUUUCUAUAAUUGAUAAUAUUUCUAAACUUGAAACCGAAUUGAAGGAGUUUAAACAGGCUUUACAGAUUCUAUACCAGGACAUGAAAGACUGA
Lottia gigantea (owl limpet) is the source of this 420-nucleotide messenger RNA. RefSeq lists its product as hypothetical. Lineage: Eukaryota; Metazoa; Mollusca; Gastropoda; Lottiidae. The transcript is spliced from 3 exons. The record is from RefSeq and is a predicted model, not a curated record. Gene Ontology annotation, cellular component: central element. Gene Ontology annotation, biological process: synaptonemal complex assembly. The coding region runs from base 1 to 420 and encodes 139 amino acids.